Molecule: messenger RNA, 1248 nt
Organism: Bipolaris maydis ATCC 48331
Lineage: Eukaryota; Fungi; Ascomycota; Dothideomycetes; Pleosporales; Pleosporaceae
Product: mitochondrial carrier domain-containing protein
Biological process (GO): transmembrane transport
Cellular component (GO): membrane
Molecular function (GO): ADP transmembrane transporter activity
Source: RefSeq, a predicted model, not a curated record
AUGGGCGGACAGUCCAAAGUAGAGACCCUACCGCCAUGGGGUAAUGCUGUUGCUGGCGCUGCUGGCGCAGUCAUUGCGAACACUCUUGUCUACCCAUUGGAUUUGAUCAAGACGCGGUUACAAGUCCAGGUCAAGCGCUCUCCGACAGCAGACGCCACCACCAAUCCUGGUGAUGACGAACACUACGAUAGCGCGCUCGAUGCGAUACGAAAAGUGUUUGCCCAAGAGGGCCUGUCUGGUCUGUAUGCCGGCAUGGGAGGUGCGCUGCUCGGUGUAGCUUCCACAAAUUUUGCCUACUUUUACUGGUACACAAUUGUCCGCACUCUCUACAUGUCCAACCGAGCACUGCAAACGUCGCCCGGUACUGCUGUCGAGCUUUCGCUAGGAGCCGUUGCCGGCGCCCUCGCCCAGCUAUUUACUAUCCCCGUUGCGGUAGUAACAACGAGGCAGCAGACUAUGAGCAAGGCAGAGCGCAAGGGCAUGAUUGCCACUGCUAUGGACGUAGUCAACGGUGAAGACGGUUGGACCGGUCUCUGGCGAGGAUUGAGGGCGAGUUUGGUUCUGGUUGUCAACCCCUCCAUCACAUAUGGUGCCUAUCAACGGCUGCGCGAGGUCUUAUACCCAGGAAAGAAGAACCUGAAGCCUAUGGAGGCCUUUCUUCUCGGCUCGCUUUCCAAGAUGAUGGCAACAAUCGCGACACAGCCCCUAAUUGUCGCAAAAGUUGGCCUGCAGUCAAAACCACCGCCAUCCAGGAACGGCAAGCCCUUCAAGUCCUUUACAGAAGUCAUGCAAUAUAUUAUCGAGCACGAAGGUGCCAUGGCGCUAUUCAAGGGCAUCGGACCCCAGAUUCUCAAGGGCCUGCUCGUCCAAGGCUUCCUCAUGAUGACCAAGGAGCGCAUCGAGCUUUCGUUUAUUCUGCUUUUCCGCUACUUCAGACAAGUGCGCGCUCAAAAGCUGCAGAAACUGGCAAAUUUGGCUGCCGAGAAGGCGGGCCAGGCAGCUCCUGUGCUCGUCAAGUAAAGAAAUAGAGAGAGAGAGAGAGAGCGCGCGCUUUAUGUCUGCGGUCGAGAUGUCUAUGCAAUCAUUUCAGGUGUACAUAUACCCUGGUUUGGCCCUGGUCUUUUUUGUUUGUUUGUCUUAAAUCUGCCGUGUUGCGCUGGCGUUUAGAUUUUGUUGGCUGAAGCAUAUUACGGAUUUACAUCUUUUGUUAGCGGAAUAGAAUCCAACAAACGUCUUUUUUCUUUGGAG